Molecule: messenger RNA, 1533 nt
Organism: Closterium sp. Yama58-4
Lineage: Eukaryota; Viridiplantae; Streptophyta; Zygnematophyceae; Desmidiales; Closteriaceae
Source: the annotation of a GenBank genome assembly
AUGAGAGCUCGUUUCAACGCGACGAACGAUCGAGUGCCCUUAGCGCCAAAGGCGCCGAUUCGGCCGAACACAUCGAUAGCUGUGGAUUGGGUAACCAAGGGCGGGAAAAACGCCGUGCACCGCGGGGACUCGAAAUUCGUCCCUAGGCCCGGUGUGAAGGAGGAAGGCCCUGCCGUCGCCACGUCAGCAACCAGGCCUCCAGCUGACAGCAACAGUGCUGUUGCGGAUCUUGCUGCUUCUGCUGCUGCUGGCGCAAGUGAAAGUAACACUGGCUACAAAGGUAACGGCAGUGAGAGCAGCGGUAGUGCUGACAGCGACACGUGGGAGGCUCGGAUUCGCGCGCUUGAAGAACAGCUGGAGAAAGCGAACGUGGAAACCGCGUUUCUGAAAGCGCGAAACACGGAGCUGCAGGCUCGGCUGUUAGACAAGGAUAACGAGCCGCGCCCUCAUCAGGUGGUGAAGACCAGACUGCCUGCCUCAAUCGCCGCAGCAAAAGCAGUGGGGGAUGUGGGGAUGAGAGGAGCGAUGGGAGUUACAAUUGGUGCUGGCGUGGAAGGGAGAGGCAACUGCAGCAGGCCUGAGAGCGAGAAUUUGGGGCCUGUUGACCAGAACAAGAGCAGCAGCGGUGGGGACGCUGGUGGAAUUGACUCCAGCAGCGGCAGAAGCAGUGGCGUCAGUGGUGACGAGGAGAGGGGGAGAGAGGAUGCGGUGACAGGCAGAGGAGAGCAAUGGAGUACUGUUGAGGAUGGUGUUACCAGGAGCAAUUACAGCAGCAAUGGGAUGCCGUUGGAGUUGCAGCUGGCAGCAGCUCAUGCGAGGAUAGCUGUGCUGGAGAGAAUACUCAAGGCCCGUGCCAAUCAAUCCUCUCUCCCCCGCCUCCCCUCCGCCUCCUCCACUUGGAAGCCUAUCCCCCGCCCGCCCAUGCCAUCCCCCGCCUCCCAAGCACCUCCCAAGCCUGCUGUCACGCCGCAACAUCCACCCAAGCCUCCAACCCUUGCAAAGCAAGGGCCUGUCUUUGAAUCGACCCAAACAACGUUCACAGGGGUGCAGCACGAGGGGCGGAGAGACGAGGGCUUGUCCGUGGGCUCGCAGUCAGUUCUGGGAGGCAACGCCGGGAUGAGCGCUGGGAUGGGGAGGGCUGUUGCUGAGGAUAGUGGGGCGGAUGGGGGGUUGGGUACAGAGGCGGUGGCUGAGGGAGGUGUGGUGCUGGUGGUGCGGCCGUGGGACAGUGAGGGCGUGUCUCGGCUGCAGCAGGAGCUGGCAGAGGCAAAGGCGGUGCAGCAGGCGACAGUGGGGAAACUCAAGGCCGCGGAACAGCAGUUAGGGAGACUCUCUGCUGUGCGAGAGGAGGUGGAGGGAGGGGUGGUGCUGGUGGUGCGGCCGUGGGACAGUGAGGGCGUGGCUCGGUUGCAGCAGGAGCUGGCAGAGGCACGAGCAGUGCAGCAGGCGACAGUGGGGAAGCUGAAAGUGGUGGAGCAGCAGUUAGGGAGACUGGCGGCUGUGCGAGAGGAGGUGAGUGCUUGUUGUGCCUAG